AUGGCGCAGAGAGAUCAGCUGGACCGAGAAACCUUCUCCUGUUCGAUCUGUCUGGAUCUACUGAAGGAUCCGGUGACUACUACCUGUGGACACAGCUACUGUAUGAGCUGUAUUAAAGGAUUCUGGGAUGGAGAAGAUCAGAUGAAGAUCUACAGCUGCCCUCAGUGCAGAGAGGCCUUCACACCGAGGCCUGUCCUGAAGAAAAACACCAUGUUAGCAGCUUUAGUGGAGCAGCUGAAGAAGACUGGACUCCAAGCUGCUCCUGCUGAUCACUUCUAUGCUGGACCUGAAGAUGUGGCCUGUGAUUUCUGCACUGGGAGGAAGCUGAAAGCCUUCAAGUCCUGUCUGGUGUGUCUGGCCUCUUACUGUGAGAAUCACCUCCAGUCUCACUAUGAAUCACCUACAUUUAAAAAACACAAGCUGGUGGAGCCCUCCAAGAAGCUCCAGGAGAACAUCUGCUCUCAUCAUGAUGAGGUGAUGAAGAUAUUCUGCCGUACAGAUAAGAAGAGUAUCUGUUAUCUGUGCACUAUGGAGGAUCAUAAAGGCCACGACACAGUCCCAGCUGCAGCAGAAAGGACUGAGAGGCAGAGAGAGCUCGAGGUGAGUCGACUAAACAUCCAGCAGAGAAUCCAGGACAGAGAGAAAGAUGUGAAGCUGCUUCAACAGGAGGUGGAGGCCGUCAGUCGCUCUGCUGAUAAAGCAGUGGAGGACAGUGAGAAGAUCUUCACUCAGCUGAUCCGUCUCCUCCAGAAAAGAAGCUCUGAUGUGAAGCAGCAGAUCAGAUCCCAGCAGGAAACUGAAGUGAGUGGAGUCAAAGAGCUUCAGGAGAAGCUGCAGCAGGAGAUCACUGAGCUGAAGAGGAAAGACGCUGAACUGAAGCAGCUCUCACACACAGAGGAUCACAACCAGUUUCUACACAACUACCCCUCAGUGUCACAACUCAGUGAACCUACAGACUCAUCCAGCAUCAAUAUCCGUCCUCUCAGAUACUUUGAGGAUGUGACAGCAGCUGUGUCAGAGCUCAGAGAUAAACUACAGGACAUCCUGAGGGACGAAUGGACAAACAUCUCACUGGCAGUGACUCAAGUGGACGUUUUACUGCCACAACCACCCAAGACCAGAGCUGAGUUCUUAAAAUAUUCACGUGAAAUCACUCUGGAUCCAAACACAGUAUACACAUGGCUGUUAUUAUCUAAGGGGAACAGAAAAGUAGAAUAUAAAGGUCCACAGUCUUAUUCUAGUCAUUCAGACAGAUUCACUAACUAUCCUCAGGUCCUGAGUAGAGAGAGUCUGACUGGACGUUGUUACUGGGAGGUGGAGUGGAGAGGAUGGUUAACGGGAUGGUCCACAGGAGUUUAUGUAGCAGUCGCAUACAAGAAUACCAGCAGAGCAGGAAAUGAAUCUCUAUUUGGACGUAAUGACAAAUCUUGGUCUUUACAUUGUGACACUAACUGUUAUGUAUUUUACUUCAACAACAUUGAAACUCCCGUCUCAGGUCCUCGUUCCUCCAGAGUCGGAGUGUACCUGGAUCACGGAGCAGGUAUUCUGUCCUUCUACAGCGUCUCUGAAACCAUGACUCUCCUCCACAGAGUCCAGACCACAUUCACUCAGCCUCUCUAUGCUGAGAACAUCCUCGUCUCUCAGGUGAGGCUGCUGUCCCCCCCUAAACUGGAUUACUAUGGCAACCAGACCUUCAGCUCCAGACUGGACGACAGAGAGACGAGCAGCUCCGAGCCCCCGACCCUCAACCUGCCCCCCCACUGCAGGAAGAGCUCAGCGGAGGAGGAGGAAGAGGAAGAGGAGGACGUGAUAGUAGUCAGUAAGCCAGCGUGCCCUCCCCUCCCCUCCCCCUCCUCCUCCUCUUCCUCCUCCUCCUGCGUGGAGGUGGGGGUGUCGUCUCUGCUGUGGAGGGGGGAGCGUGAGGCGGAGCUGCUGAGCCGGCUGCAGCAGGAGGAGGAGGACCGGCGGCUGGCUCUGCUCCUGCAGAAGGAGCUGGACCAGGAGGAGAAGCAGAGAGCCUCCACCAGCCGGAGCAAAGGGUCCGCCGACGCUUACCCCACUACGACGGGGCAGCCGAGGGAAGAGCAAGGCCGGAGCGACCCCCCCCACCCCCAGCAGACCCCCCAAAUCUGCAAAGACCAGCAGCAGCAGCUCCACAUCUCCUUCUGUGUCAUCUCUCAGUCUGCAGCUCGGCUCGUCGCUGUGUUCAGAGGAAGUUUCAUCACCACGCUGAGGUUUCUGUGGUUUCGCUGUGGUCAUGUGACUCUGAAGGAGCCUGUCGUCUGCUCGUCAAACCAAACCGCCGUCCUCGUGGGUCCCAGACGUCCUCGUGGAUCCCAGACGUCCUCGUGGGUCCCAGACGUCCUCGUGGAUCCCAGACGUCCCGGUGGAUCCCAGACGUCCCCGAGCCUGAUGUCUGCUCGUCAAACCAAACCGCCGUCCUCAUGGGUCCCAGACGUCCUCGUGGGUCCCAGACGUCCUCGUGGGUCCCAGACGUCCCGGUGGAUCCCAGACGUCCCGGUGGGUCCCAGACGUCCUGUGUUUGACUGCGGCGGCUGA
Messenger RNA from Scomber japonicus (chub mackerel), 2559 nucleotides. Its product is annotated as tripartite motif-containing protein 16-like. Gene Ontology annotation, molecular function: protein binding; zinc ion binding. The record is from RefSeq and is a predicted model, not a curated record. Bases 1 to 2559 code for a protein of 852 amino acids. Lineage: Eukaryota; Metazoa; Chordata; Actinopteri; Scombriformes; Scombridae. The transcript is spliced from 4 exons.